AUGAAUGAGAUAAAAUACAAACUGAAUAAAAAUUCAUCCACUGAAGCUUUAACUUCAGACUUGGAGCGAAUUGAACCAAAAGAUGCAAUAGUUGAAAGGUUAAAUGAGAUAGAAAAUAUUAAUAAAAACUUAUUGGAUGCAUCAGUAGAGGGAAUUGAAAAGAACAGGUUUAGUCUAGCUACAGAUGGGAUACAAGAAGUGGGUAAUACAAUCUCGCCUCAAUUCAAUGAAAAUUCUCGUGAAAAGUCAAUAAGUGAAGUGUUAUACCCUUCACUUACACAAGAACUUGAUGAUCUACACAGAGACAAUGAUAGUAUGAAUGAAUCGGAAAUAAUUCAUAAUAAGAAGGAUUUAAAUACAGAAAGUGAUAUUUAUCAAAGACUAAGUGCUGAAGACAGAUCGCAGAAUAUUCAAAGAGAGAAGAAAAUAUCAGAUGAAAUUUCAGUAAAUGAAGCUGAAGAAAAUUAUGACCGCAAUAGAGAUGAUAUGGAGGGUGAAGUAGCAGAUGAAAAUGAAGAAAGGCGAAGCUUUUCCUCGAAUUAUAUUAUAGUUGAAGAACCUAAAGAAGAAGAUGAAAAUGCUAUUAUCGAAUAUGAACAAACCACUUAUGUGAAUAUUAUGGGUGAUGGAAUUCUCCAUCCGUCUAAUAUAAUGGAACCAGAAGAAGAAGAAUGUGUAGAGGUACCUAAAUAUAGUGAACAAAUAGAAAUAGUCACAGGUCCAUUGGGUAUUGAUGAUAUUGAAGUUCUUGAACCAUCAACAAUUGUUGAGCCAAAUGAUACAGAUGGAGGUCUUGUGGAACUAAUCAACUCAGCAUUCGAACAAGGGUAUGAAAAUGAAUAUGAAAUAAUUGAACCGACAGAUGUUUUGGAACCUCUUUCAAGAAGUCAAACGCCUUUCGGAAAGCAUGACGAGUUAACUAAUUCUAAAGAGAAGCUUUAUAACAGAUAUAAGGAAGAUUCCAGAAAGAGAAGUCGUGAAUCUGAAGGGUUUAUCAGUUCUAAGCUAAGAAAGUUGAUCUCUAAACCAUUUCAAUGGCUUUCUAAAGCUCGAAAAUCUCCCUCGAAAAUUCCAGCUCAUAUUAAAGUUCCAAAGUUAAAGCCCGUUGAUGAUAAUUCUAACAUAUCCCCUCAAAAGAAAAAUACCCAGAAAUUUCUUAGAGAUAUAGCACUCCAACAUGGUAUAAAUGACAAUAACAAGAAGUAUGACGAGUUAAUUCGUCACUUGAAGAAGUCAAUGGGCCUGAAACGCAACGAAAUUGGAAAGGAUAAAUUACAUAAUAUAUCUGACCUGGAACGAGAAAAAAGUAGUCUGAAUGAUUUUAAGAUUGAUGACGAAGAUAACCCCAAUUACGAUACUACGAAUGGAAAAUUUUCUGAUAUUACUUCAAUGGCUAAGGCUGAAGAAAAUACUAUUGACGAAGAAGAUCUUCAGCAGAGCAAGCACGAGGGACAUUUUGAAAAGGAUAGAAGUGAUUCUUCAUCUACGACUAUACAUAGUCUUCAUAGUACCAAUUCAGAAAUUGACGAUUCAAAUUCGCCCAAGAAUCUGCAUUCAAUAAAUCAUAGAAGCACUGACAAAAAAUCGAAAUCUAAACUUCCGAAAAAGAUUUUAGGCUUAGAUAUGUCUGAAGUUCAUAUUGAACCUGUAAGGUCUUUAAGAAGUGGGCAUAAAUAUGGUCUUGAAGAAAAUGAUGAUAUACAAACCUCAGAUUUAUUAUCCUCGCCGAAAAAGAACUUGAGAUCCAGUAGGGAACUACCUAAACUUCACGUGAAUAAACAGAGACAUCUAUCCAAUACAAAAGUUUUAGUUAAAAGUUCGCCUACUGAAGUCGAUUCUAAGCAAUCACUGCCAUCAUCAAGAAAAUCUUCAGGAUCCAAAUGGAUUGAAACACUGCUUGAUCACCCAGCGUUGCGGACACGCUCGAAAUCACCUUUGAAAAGAAGUAUUUAUCAAAUUUCGUCGGACUUGGAAGAAGACUCCAAUUUACCAAGAAGGAGUCGUAGACUCAGACUUCACGACAAUGAAUUGAAUAAUGAAUCUGAUAAUGAAAAGUUAGAGAUGGAAGAAGUUAAAAGAGGAAGACCAAAAAAGAGACAUUGA
Messenger RNA from Debaryomyces fabryi, 2103 nucleotides. RefSeq lists its product as uncharacterized. The transcript has a single exon. The record is from RefSeq and is a predicted model, not a curated record. Lineage: Eukaryota; Fungi; Ascomycota; Pichiomycetes; Serinales; Debaryomycetaceae. The coding region runs from base 1 to 2103 and encodes 700 amino acids.